GACAAGCAGUGUCUGACCAGUCACAUCAAUAAGGAAUGAAACAGAGGAUCCUAUAAAAGUAGUUCCCCCACCCCUACAAGCCGGAUGCCUGAUGGAGUUAGUUACCGUUUAGUCUGACUCCGCCCUUCUAAUGUGGUUGGGGGAUGAGUGUUACCAGCUGGUUACUAUGGUCACAGAGCAGCAGGCGGAGCUGCGUGUGUAGCUGGGAACCUGCCGCAUCAGUGCUGCACGGGGCAGAAUUGAAUUUAGACGAUGAAGUCCAGCCUAAUGCACUUGGUUCCCCCAGUAAGCAGGGACAGAGUAAUUUCCCACUUCCCUAAGUGGUAUACACCUGAGGCCUGCCUCCAGUUCAAAGAUCAUUUUCAAGCACAGGUCAGAAGUGCUUGUCACCAGCGGAACACCGGGACAGUUGGGUUUUGUAAGGAUAUUUUUGACCGAGACUACAAGGCAACAAUUGGUGUGGAUUUUGAAAUCGAGAGGUUUGAAAUAGCUGGUGUGCCAUAUAAUCUCCAGAUAUGGGACACAGCAGGUCAGGAAAAGUUCAAGUGCAUUGCAUCUGCUUACUACCGAGGAGCAGAGGUUAUUGUAACAGUGUUUGAUCUGGCUGAUAUCCAGACCUUGGAUCACACCAAACAGUGGUUAGAGGAUGCAUUGAGGGAGAAUGAGCCAGGGUCCAGCUUUAUCUUUCUGGUUGGAACAAAGAAAGAUUUAGUGUCAGGUGCUGCAUGUGAGCGGACAGAACGAGAUGCCAUCCGUUUUGCCAGUGAGAUGCAGGCUGAAUACUGGUCGGUGUCAGCAAAAACAGGAGAAAAUGUAAAGGAGUUUUUUUCCCGGGUUGCUGCAUUGGCUUUUGAACGAUCCAUGCUGAAGGAGCUGGAGAAGAGUAAUGGUCGCAUGGCCCAGAUUGGGGCUGGGAACCUGAUCAAACUGGAAGGAAACUCACUGGAUGCUCCAGAAAGCAACUCUCAAGCAAGCCUGAGCUGCUGCUAGCUGCCAAACAUUUCUGCAAACAUUAUUUCUCCAUCUGCAUGUGCGUACACAAGUGUGGUGAAGCUGCAGCAGAAAAAGCUCUUGUGCAGUUUUUGGUUCAAGGAUUGAAAGUCAUUAUGUGUUGGCAAAGCAGUGAGGAGAAAAUGAUCCUAGCAUUUCUCUUCAGAGAGAUGAUUCUUUCUUGCUUUGUGCUUACCUAUCCUGACUGGUGACCUCUUUUUACUUGAGAUGUUGCCAGUCCAACAUGCCCUCCUGCUUCCAGGAAACCCUGUGGUAAAGAUUUUGUGUGUUCUUUGCUUUCUUGGUUGUUACUAGAACUUUGAAAUCUUGGAUGCUGAAAUCCUGGUCCCAUACUUUUGGGAGCAGAAAACAUGUGGCAGUGCUAAGUGAAUCCAUAUGUUUUCUAUCUUUUAAACAUAAACUCCUUGCACAAUAUUACUCUGACUUGCACUCAGGCAACUCCACUGGGCCAUGAAUGUGCUUAUAAACAUUUUUUCAGUUGCAUUUAAGAUCUCUUAUGGUACCUACCUGCACACUUUACUGCAGAGUAGACUAAUUUGCUCUGCAGUAAAUGUCACUGUCUACAUAUGCACUGCAGUUAGGGUGCAGUAGACCAAUUUAACUGGUGUAGGAUAGUCCCAUCAGACACAAGUACUAUCCUGUGCCAGAGUAAAUAACUACAAUUAAGUGAACAUGUAGACAGUGAUCCAGGUGCAAAUUGUACCCAGUCAGCUAAGCCAGGGCAGGCCAGGAGCAUCCCUGGCCUACACUGUUCCCCCCAAGCUCAAUUUUCUCCUGUCACCAGGCACACGUUCAGAUGCUGUGCCUGGAUUAGUUUACCCUGGUGCACACUGCACCAGAGUAAAUUCAGUCAUGUUAACUGCAUGUGUAGACGUACCCUUUAAACAUUUUUAGUCUACAUGUGUACUGUUAAUGAAGUAAGGUGGGAGAGAAUUUUUGUUUGCUUCACCUGGCUUUCUUUAUUACUCUGACAAAUCUGGCCCUUUGGAUACAACUGCAGGGUAAUUGGAGAGAGCUGGGAAAUUGGGGGAUACAUUCUGUAAUGAGGAAACACAAAUCUGAAGUAUAUGAAGCUCUAAAAACAACUGGCAAUGAUUCCUCUUUUUUGACAUCAUGGUUUUUCUGCCUUUCACAGUUAAGGUGGGCCAAAAUUAGAGCCCAAGAUCCAUGUGUUCUCAAAUAUUGUGGCAGUCCUGAACCUGGCAGUCUUAUCCCAUCUCUGUUUAACAUUUGGAGGGCUUAAUUUUUCUCUGCCUUGAACCUUAUAGAGAUGUGUCCACUUGUGGAAAAUGCCAGAUGAGAGUGGUAUAAUUGUAUGCUGUCUGGAACAUAGCUAGACAAGGUACAAAGCAGAAGAGAAUCAAGCUCUAUAUAGUCUCUCUGUCAAAGAGAAAGUAGAUGCAUCUUUCCCCUUUAUACAUCCUGUGUACACUACAAGAUCCUUACUAAGUAGAAUGGAUGGCAUUUAUGUCAUAACCACUUUUUUGUUCUUAUAACCACUUUUUUGUUGUAUAGAAGGGACAACGUGUUUUCACAUGUUACAGCCCACAUAAUGAACCUGAUCUCUCCUAUCUGUGCCAGAUAACAGUGAGUUGGUAAGAUAAGACUAAGCAUAACUAGGCCUAUAAGUGUUCUGACUGACCUUGCUGGAGAAAGUGUUUCAGGUCACUUUGCUAGGAACAGGCUGUGCUACUACUGAGCAGAAGCAACAGUGGUAGAGAAGCAAUUGUAUCAUUGAUGUAUCUUUGUAUUUCUUUUUAAAAAAUGGUGUCUGUGAGUAAAGACAGGCCUUGCAGCCUGUCUUGAAAGGAGGCGGCAAAAUCAGGGGCAUGCACUGCCUAAGCCCCAAUCUACUUGCCAUGUGGGGACUUCACUGUUGAGGGGCUACUAAAGAACAGACCACAGCUCAGUGAGUAUAUCAGGUUUACAAACAUUGUUCUGGUCUCCUCUAUUGUUCCAAGAGUAAAUGCCCUCCUGCCAUUACUAGUUAAGGCUGAUUCUUUAGGAACCAGCAUAAUUAUUUAGGGUAGGAAGUUGUAUGAAUUUCAGUGGUAUUGGAAACUAGGGUGAAGCAGCUUUAUAUCAGAUUCUUCUGCUGUGUCAGUAGCACUGAUUGGUGCUAUAGGGACUCCUUGUUAGUUGUCCUUGAUGAUUGAAUGGCAAGGUGUCAUUGUCUAAAACAACUGUUAUAAACACAUGCUGGGUCAGUAUUUGUGAGACUUUUACUAAUCCUAAUCUUAGUUUCUAAAUUUCUUAUCAGAUUGUUUUCUUGUUGAACUGCAAUGCAUGUAGCAUGGUACAAGGCAAAGAACAAGAUACUCCCGGAGUGCAGUUUACACUGGGAGAAGGAAUUAAUGGAAUCUCUUACUCAUUUGUAACGCUCAGUACCAUGUGUCUAAUUGGCAGUAUUACACUAAAUCUGAGCGAGAGAAAAUCAUUCACCUACACUAAACUGUAAACAUUUCUGUAAAUAUUCUGAUUAAAUGAAAGAACCACCCAAAAGAAUGAAACCAAGACCAUCACUACUCAAAGCUUAAAUGCCAGUAACAAAAUGUCCACUGUCCUAGGGACAGUGGAAUGACUCUGGAUUUUCAUCAGUGGAAGAGAAGUGUUUUCCAUAAGGUCCAAUAUAUUCUUAGUACAACUCUUUCAGAGGGAAAGAAGACAAAAAAUUGUAGGGCACUCAUUAAUUAUUAACCCCAUCAAACUAUCACACAGUUGUUCAUAUGCAUCAGUAACCAGAGUACCAAAUAUAACAAAAUCUAAUUGGAGCUGAAGUCCUCCAAAGAAAAUGAGGAAGGUAAUGGAAAGAAAUAUCUUUGAUCAUAAAAAAAAUGUUUUUUUAAAAAGAGCCUAAUUCUAAAUUAUCCCUGCUCCUGCAGUUGAUCAUGGGGAGAAAGGUAGCUUAAAAUAGCUGUUGCAUUGCCUAUAUUCUGCUUUUCUCUCAGACUCCUGUUGUUUUAGAUAUACAUCUCCUGGGAACUGUACAUGUUCCUCUUUUGACAAUGACAUUGGCAACUGUGCCAACUGGAUUGGCAAAGACAAGUGCACCAUUUGGUGAAGGAGAUGAAUGUGUGUGUAUGUGGGGAGAGUUAUCUAUCCAAGGAUUGAACGUUUUGACCUUAUGAUGUUCUGCGUAGCUGUUCAUCUCUCAAAAAAAUCUGUUUCAUGGGGAUGACGAAUAGAUGCUCCCUUCUACCAUGCUUUCUUUUAAGUGGGCAGGAAACUAGCUUCUUUGUGGUUAUUAAAUUUGAUGCAUUACUAGAUGGGUGAGUGACAGAUGGUUCACUGCACUGGGGCAUAUCAUAUAUAUACACACACUAAAUAUGUUUUGCAUUUGUAUAGUGCCUUUCAUCAUACACAAAAUGCUUUACAAAUAUAAACUAAUUGUUCCAUAUAAACAUCCUUCUGAGAUACUGUAGCCUCAUUUUAUGAAUGGAUAAACCAAGGCUCACAGAGGCAAUAGGCCUAAUUUCCAAACUAGGCCUCUUUUGUAAGCACAGUUUUGUACCUGAAGUGAUUUUUGGUCCCAGAAUUUUGUUCCUUCAGUUCAUUCAUGCUUUUUUCUGAUAAUUCACUAUUGACACUAAAUUAGGACCCAUUUUGUUACAGGAAAAAAUGUGAUUCUACAAAUGGAGUCAUGGUUUUAAACUCAAGCUGUUAAGGGAAUGUCUAUAUUGCCUUCUAUGUGAGAUCAGUACACUGCAGAAAAAUAAGCUCACCCACUCACACCUGCUCUGGGCACAACUGGGCCAGCAAAUUUAUGGAUCAGACAGCUUGAUGAAGCCUCAAAGAGCCUGAGCAUUGUGCCAAAGUAUGCACCAAGGCUGUGCCAAGCUGUCUGCUUUGCAAAUUUGUAGGCUUGGGUGUUCAUGGAAUGAGCAUGAGUGGGCAGGCCUUGUUUCUUUGUGGUGUGCCCAGUCUCAGUUGGGAGGCAGUGUAGGCAUAUUGUAUGUGACUUGACCACAGUCACAUUGUGAGCCAAGGUUGAAGUUUGGGAGAGGAUUCGGCAGCCCUGGGUGUAUACAUAGAUAUUUUAAAAUGCCCUGAGAGUGCAGCUUUUAUCCAUGUGAUAAUGUAGCUAUGAGAAAUUUAAAAUGAGGCAGCUUUUCUGGUUCAUGGAUGUGAAGUACAUGGGUCCUUUAAAACUGCAGUGUCUGAAAGAGCGAGAUUCUGUUCCUAUGGGCUCCUCCCUUUACCCUGCCUGUGUAUUGGGAGUCCUGAACCUGGAAAAAAAAUUGUAUUUUGUUUUCUAGUAGCAGAAAUGACACAGUAAGUUACUUAAUGUGGCUCCAAAUAUUGCAUGCAUAAGAGCAAUAGCCUGUUAGGCAAUAAAUAGCCUUCAGAAAGGGCCGAAUUCGUGCCAUUCAGUGAUGGAUGCUGCAAGGCCUGUCUUUAAAACCCCAUUGAGAUUUCCUCAGUACGGAGCCUGCUAUUAAUAAUUGAUUCUGUAAAAAUGAAACUCAGAUCAUGUUACUAUUGAUUAAUUGGUUAGACAGGGAAGCACAAGGAAAGGCUUCCAAGUUUGGCUGAAAGGUAAACACUGCUGUUCGUUUGUAAUUUCUUAGACAGAUGUUCAUGUCUGUGGCCUAGAUUUUACUUGUGCAUGUUUAAUUCUAACAGAAAGGCAUUUUAGUUGCUUUGAAGAAGCCUUUUAAAUAGUGAAAGAAAUGACAGGGAGGGGAGACAAGUAUAUCAGCACUGAGUGCAGGCUGAUUGUCACAGCAAGCCUAUAUACAACUCUGAAACCAGCUGGUGGAUCCCUCACUGUAUUCAUGGCAACAGUUUCACUGUUACCUUCCUUGGGGAAUGGGCUGUAGGGGUUAUGGGGAAUUGUGGUGUUUGGGAGCAAUUCAAGGACACAGCUAAGAAAAAAAAUGUAGUAAUGUCUCCCAAAACAAAAUACUAGUGCUAUGCUUUGUUUUGUCUUAAUAAAUUGAAGCUAAUA
This is a messenger RNA of Alligator mississippiensis (American alligator), 5959 nucleotides long. It is a transcript of the gene RAB36, whose product is annotated as RAB36, member RAS oncogene family. NCBI's taxonomy places the organism in Eukaryota, Metazoa, Chordata, Crocodylia, Alligatoridae. Gene Ontology annotation, molecular function: GTP binding; GTPase activity. The transcript is spliced from 10 exons. Bases 253 to 990 code for a protein of 245 amino acids. The record is from RefSeq and is a predicted model, not a curated record.